GGUGCUCACACGAGCUGAUCUGAUCGCCGGCAAGAUCACUCAGGAGACCCGCCGGGCGCGUGGCCCCUGCAGGCGAGGCGAGCAGGCGAAGCCAAGUUCCCAGUGCACCCCUGCGCCCUUCCACGCUAUAGCGGCCGCAUCGCGCACACAGUAGCCUUGGGCAGUUCAGAACGUAAGUGCGCCCCGGCAGCCCUGCCCUCAUUCCGGACUUCUGCCCUCUAAGCACCCUCCCUUCGGUCCGUGCUUGCGUCGGUCCUGCACAGCGCAGCGAUGCCCGCCUCUUUGGAGACCUGCCUUUCAGACCUCGACUGCUCUACCAGUAGCAGCAGCAGCAGCGACCUGUCCGGCUUCCUCACAGACGAGGAGGACUGUGCCAGGCUCCAGCGGCCAGCCUCCGCCUCGGGGCCGCCCGUGCCGCCGCUCAGAGGCGCGCCGGGGAUCACUGGGGCGCUGGAUGCCCCAGGGGCGCAAGAUGAAGAGCAGGAGAGGCGGCGGCGCCGGGGCCGGGCGCGGGUGCGCUCCGAGGCGCUACUACACUCUUUACGCAGGAGCCGGCGCGUCAAGGCAAAUGAUCGCGAGCGCAAUCGCAUGCACAACUUGAACGCCGCGCUGGAUGCGCUGCGCAGCGUGCUGCCCUCCUUUCCCGACGACACCAAGCUCACCAAGAUCGAGACGCUACGCUUCGCUUACAACUACAUCUGGGCUCUGGCCGAGACACUGCGCCUCGCAGACCAGGGACUGCCCGGAGCCAGUGCCCGGGAGCGCCUUCUGCCGCCCCAGUGCGCCCCCUGCCUGCCAGGGCCCCCGAGCCCUGCCAGCGACGCCGAGUCCUGGGGCUCAGGCGCCGCAGCCACCUCGCCACUCUCCGACCCCAGUAGCCCCGCCGCUUCCGAAGACUUCGCCUACGGUCCUGGCGAUCCCCUUUUCUCCUUCCCUGGCCUGUCCAAAGACUUGCUCCACACGACAUCCUGUUUCGUCCCCUACCACUAGGCCCUUUACUUGACACUGUUACCUUCCCCCUUCCUUGUCUACAGUCAGUAGAUGGGGCCCUAGCUGUAGCUUCGGGACCCCCAAUCCUGGAGGAGGGAGGAGGCGGGAGCUUUAAAAGACUGGAGGAUACCUGAGCCGCUUGUUAGGUCGCUGCACCCUCAUUGACGCUGCCUCUUGGUCUGUUUCUCCAGCCCUCAGCAUUGGGCCCCUCCUGCCCGCCCCUAGACGGCCUUUUUCCUUUCGCACUUUCUGAACUCCACAAAACCUCCUUUGUGGCUGGCUCAGAGCUGACCCCAGCCACCACUUCAGUGUGAUUUAGAAAAGGGACAGAUCAGCCCCUGAAGACGAGGUGAAAAGUCAAUUUUACAAUUUGUAGAACUCUAAUGAAGAAAAACGAGCAUGAAAAUUCGGUUUGAGCCGGCUGACAAUACAAUGAAAAGGCUUAAAAAGGAGAGACAAGGAGUGGGCUUCAUGCAUUAUGGAUUCCAGGCCCCACCACUGCAGGCUCGCUCUAGGAAGAGCUCCAGACUAUUCCGUUGCUAUUCAGGCCGGGGCUGGAGAGUACUUUAAUUUAUUCAAGAUACUUCAUUCAUAUGAAAAUGUAUUUUUGUACAUAAAGAGUUUAUUCUAUUAUUAUGAGCUAUCAAAGUUUACAUUUUUGUACUGCAGAUGCUUCAUGUAAAUAAAAACUAAAAA
Molecule: messenger RNA, 1686 nt
Organism: Orycteropus afer afer
Lineage: Eukaryota; Metazoa; Chordata; Mammalia; Tubulidentata; Orycteropodidae
Gene: NEUROG1
Product: neurogenin 1
Molecular function (GO): protein dimerization activity
Source: RefSeq, a predicted model, not a curated record